UUUACCUCUAUCUGCUCGAUGGUAUAUUUGCUUCUCGUAUUGUAAUUUGUGUUAUUUUGUUAUGCAUAAAUAAAUAAAAAAAUGCUUCUCGUGUCUAUUUAAACACUUCGACGAUUACGUCCGUUUGAAAAUGAAGCUUCCUACUGAUAUACUAAGAGCCUUUAUACAUAACAUGUAAAUAAAAUAUUAUUCGUUCAGAAAAAAAUACUUGGAAUGUUGCAGAAUUUAUAUUUAUGUAUUAGGAAGGGGUCCUCUAAGUGUGCCAAUGCCACCAUUGCUCCUAAAUGGAGAUGUUUAACAGCGAUAGAGCUUAAAGUGAGAGGAAUAAACAAUUCAUUUGUUUGGGUAAGGAGAAAUAGUGCUCCGGAACUCCUCAUAUCCCACAACCCCCUGCGCGCUUGAGGGCGGAAGAAACUGCAGAAUACAUCAUCGUCACCACCAGCUGAAUUAUCUGUGUUGCUGUUCUGAACAAUUUUGCUUUGUGAAGCUGUGAAAAGAAAAAUCUGCCCUAUUUUAGAGUGAACUUUGGUUUUAUAGUCUAACAUGCCGCUAUUCGAGGGUCUGGGAAGCGGCGGGGAGAAGACGGCUGUCGUGAUAGAUCUAGGAGCUGCCUACACGAAAUGUGGCUUUGCUGGUGAAACGGGGCCCAGAUGCAUCAUCCCUAGCGAAAUUCAGAAACCAGGACUCCAGCAGCCCAUCAGAGUGGUUCAGUACAACAUCAAUACGGAGGAACUGUACUCCAACCUCAAGGAGUUCAUCCAUAUGCUGUACUUCAGACAUCUGCUGGUGAACCCCCGGGAUAGGCGAGUUGUGGUUAUUGAAUCAAUUCUCUGCCCUUCUCACUUUCGGGAGACACUCAGCAGGGUCUUCUUCAAGCACUUUGAGGUCCCCUCUGUCCUUUUUGCUCCCAGCCAUCUCAUGUCAAUUUUGACCCUGGGCAUCAACUCCGCACUGGUGAUGGACUGCGGAUACACGGAGACCCUGGUGCUGCCUGUAUAUGAGGGGAUCCCUAUUCUGUCAGCCUGGGAGGCCCUGCCUCUGGGAGGAAAAGCCAUUCACAGGGAGCUGGAGAACAUGCUUGUGGAACACUGCACUGUGGACACUGACUCCAGCAAAGGACGGAGUCUGCCAACAGUCAUGGGUUCUAUUCCUGAAGAAAUAGUUGAAGACAUUAAAGUGCGCACCUGUUUUGUCAGUGACCUGCAGAGAGGACUGAAGAUCCAGGAUACAAGGUUCAACCUGGAAGGCACAGCUGAGCGUCCAUCCCCACCCCCUGAUGUUGACUAUCCGUUGGACGGAGAAAAGAUUCUGCACAUCAAGGGAUCAAUCAGGGAUGCUGUUAUCGAAACAAUGUUUGAGCAAGACAACGAGGAAAAGUCUGUCGCCACCUUAGUACUCGAUUCACUUAUCAAGUGUCCAAUUGACACUCGCAAGGUGCUGUCGGAGAACCUGGUGAUCAUCGGCGGCACAGCCAUGCUCCCUGGCUUCCUGCAUCGUCUCCUGGCCGAGAUCCGGCUGCUGGUGGAGAAACCGCGAUACCAGCAGGCUCUCUCAACGAAGACGUUCCGCCUGCACAACCCGCCCGCGAAGCCCAACUGCACGGCCUGGCUGGGAGGUGCUAUAUUUGGGGCCUUGCAAGACAUCCUGGGUAGCCGGUCGGUGUCUCGAGAUUAUUACAACCAGAUGGGAAGGAUUCCAGACUGGUGCUGCCUGAGCAGCCCCCCACCAGAAGCAGUGUAUGAUGCGGGCAAGGCCGCCCCGCCGCUCAUGAAGAGAGCCUUCUCGACCGAGAAGUGAAUCCUGUCCGCGGAGCUGAGUGUCGGCCCGUAAGACCGCAGUCUCCCUUGUUGGCGUUAUGCUGUUGCACCCGAUUCCUCGCGCGUCUUUCCCCUCCGCCCACACUGAAGACCUGUGGACCUCUGCUUCUCUGCCAGCGCUGGCCUUUUCCCCCUCCGCUGCUCCAGCGCUGGAGUUAGUUCAGCCUGCAAUUGCUUGGCUGGCCACUAAGGGGCACUUAAUACUCUACCGUUUCAUGCCACACACAGAACGUGAUCUUCAUGAAGACACAGCUACAGCAAGGUCAGGACACAGGCCUCCCUUAUAGUCUGGGCUAAUGUGUUAGAUUACCCUAGGUAACAUGUUAACAUGCACCAGUCACUGUUGACUAAACUCUUGAAAAAUUGGUCUGGCAGUGCUUGUUCUAACCUUAUUGAGGACUUUGCCAGACUUUGUGUUGUAGAGCAAGAUGUAAUUGUUUGAGAACCAUUUUAAUUUAAUUACUGGAAGUCAUAUGGGAAACAUUGUUUAUGCUUAAAAAUGGAAGAAAUGCAGUACAGAACGUGUUUUCAAUUAUAGCAUAAGAGUUUAUACCACGCCAGUUUUUCAGCAUAAUAUAAUAAUAAUAUGUUCAGCAAGAGGAGAAAAGUGUUUGAUGUCUGUUCUGUGAUUUAUUUUUUAAAAAUCACUUUCUUGUUCAUACACACCCCAGUUUAUAAGCCUGUUUUUGUCAAGUGUAUGUGUAAAUUAUGCACUGUUGGCUAGGAAAUGUCAUUACUGUAUAAAUAUAAUAAAAUAAAUACAUGAAAAGAAAGGUUUAACAUUUCUUCUAUGUUUAAAAUUUCAUCAGUAGGGGGACUGACAUCUCUGUUUUACAGAAUCCAGAAAAACAUAUCUUCAGUGACUAUUGAAACUUUAUACUGUAUAUUGUACAGGGCACUCUGUUUACUAAAAAUAUGAAAGUUGUUUUUGUGCAUUCAUUUUGUGCUGAUGCUGCUCAAAAGAAUUUUUUGAAAAGUUGAACUGAAUAAAAAAAAAGAAAUCCUUGCAAAAUAGUAAAACUCCUAUCAGAUAUUUGAAUUGUGGAGUGCACGUGGAGCCUGUGAUUUGAGACUUGAGUUUUUGCCAAAACAGGAUAUUUGAUUUAUAUUGUUUUCAUAACAUCUAUUGAAUUAAAUAUUUAAUAUUUGAACUCCCAGUAUCUUCACUGGUAAAAAUGCUUUAUUUUCUAACAGAAAAGAAUGAGUGCUGUUCCAUAAUUGAGACUUUCCAGUAAUCUGUCACUGGAAUUGUCUUUCCAAUUUAUAAGUUAAUACUAACAGUCUAUGAUGCACGGAGACUGUAAACAGCAGUAUAAUUAGUGCAUUGCAAUGUGUAGAAAGAAUUAUGAUGUUGCAAAGUUAUAGCUGAGGCUGCCCUAAUUCUUUGUCUCAUAUUCUUAGGACUCUGAGGGUUGCAGUCAGAAAAUUAAGUGAGCUGGAGUCCUGCAAGGGCCUGGAUUUGUUUUUCAAAGUUUUCCAACUUAAACCAUAUGCUUGAAGUAUACUGCAAUGGACUCUUUAAGAUUAAUGCAGAAGCCAAAAGUAUAAACAAUUUUAAUUGUACCUUAAUGUAUUCUGGAAUAAAAGGGUAUUUUAAAGAUGUCAUAAAA
Molecule: messenger RNA, 3427 nt
Organism: Lepisosteus oculatus (spotted gar)
Lineage: Eukaryota; Metazoa; Chordata; Actinopteri; Semionotiformes; Lepisosteidae
Gene: actr10
Product: actin related protein 10
Biological process (GO): retrograde axonal transport of mitochondrion
Cellular component (GO): dynactin complex
Source: RefSeq, a predicted model, not a curated record